Messenger RNA from Parnassius mnemosyne (clouded apollo), 1152 nucleotides. NCBI's taxonomy places the organism in Eukaryota, Metazoa, Arthropoda, Insecta, Lepidoptera, Papilionidae. The record is from the annotation of a GenBank genome assembly.
AUGAUGUCGUCACCAACCGAGACUUGUGCUGCAUGUGCGAAACCUUUACCCAAAAGAGAAUAUCUACGUUGUUGUAAUUGUAAAGAGGUUUAUGAUAUUGAAUGUUUAAAUAUAAGCAGUAAACGCUUCUAUUCUUUUUAUUCGUUUAAUAAAGAGCGUAAAGAUAACUGGAAAUGCAUUUCAUGUGUGAGCAAACUUCCGCGUACGAAUAAUUUGAAUACACCAGUGCGUGCUGCUGACUCUGAAAUUUCUAGUCCUCCUGCAUUGGUUGUCUCACCAGAGAAAUCGUAUGUGGCAGUCCGCCACAAAAAUACUCAGGACAAGAAUAUUCAUGUAGAACAGAGCAGCGUAAUGGAGAAUAUUAUGUCAGAAUCGCUCGAAGGUACUGCUAUGGACUUCAAACUGCUUCUUAGUGAAAUGAAGGCCAUCCGUGCUGAAAUGCGCUUGUUCCAUAAUUCUAUAGCAGAUCUCAUGACUUCCAUUAAGAUGCAAAGCAACCGCAUUGAUUCCAUCGAAACCAGGAUAUCAGCCUUAGAAGACAAAUCAAAAGGCUUACAACGCUGUGAAGUUUCGACUUUGGAGGAGACGGUGUCACAGUUGAAGUCUCAAAUAUUGGAACGUGAUCAAGACUUACUAUCUAAUGAUAUCCAGAUAGCGGGUUUUCCUGAAACGAGUGGUGAAAAUACCGCACAUAUUAUCUUGGCUAUUGCCAAAAAAUUAUGCGUGGACAUGGAUGAGCGCGAUGUGGUGUCAUCAGGACGUACAGGUUUCAUACGCGAUAAUGGCGAGAGCCCUACAGCUCCGCGGCCACGCCUUUUAGUUGUGCGAUUGGCGCGUCGUGCUCAGCAUGAUGCGCUAAUACAGGCGGCCCGCGUACGGCGCAAUAUCACCACUGAAGGUCUGGGACUGACGGGAAUAGCUUGCAGAAUUUAUGUUAACGAACGUCUUACUAAGCUCAAUAGCCGGUUAUUUUAUAAAGCCCGUGUGGCAGCCAAAAGCAAUGGUUGGAAGUAUGUAUGGUCACGUGACGGAAAGAUUUAUGUAAGGAAGGAAUAUGGGAGUGAGCGACAUCGUCUUCGGUUGGAAGAGGAUUUAGCUAAGGUUUUUGGUGUUGAAGCUGUUGGCUCUAAAACUAUGUCACUCGGCGAAUAA